GGACAUCUCCUUAAGAGCCCAGAUCGGAGACCCCGCGCCUCCUGCGUGUCCCGGAAGGGAGGCAAACUGCCUAGACCGCCUGGUGGAGCAGGCGCCCCCCGAAUUAUCCAGAGCUUGCCCCUGCCCCUGGCGCCCCCGCGGCAACCCCUGGGACCCCAAGACCUCCGGCUGGGCGUUGCAGGAUGGCGAUGACAGAGUUGCUCAACGCUGAGGACAUCAAGAAGGCAAUAGGAGCCUUUGCGGCCGCGGAGUCCUUCGACCACAAAAAGUUCUUCCAAAUGGUGGGGCUGAAGAAGAAGAGCGUGGAGGACGUGAAGAAAGUGUUCCACAUCCUGGACAAAGACAAAAGCGGCUUCAUCGAGGAGGAAGAGCUGGGAUUCAUCCUGAAGGGCUUCUCCCCAGACGCCCGAGACCUGUCUGUGAAAGAAACCAAGACGCUGCUGGCUGCCGGCGACAAGGAUGGGGACGGCAAGAUCGGGGCGGACGAAUUCUCCACUCUGGUGUCUGAGAGCUAAGAGGUGCUGACUGCCUGCUGGGACCUUCCACCCCCACCCCGAAGCCCCCGUCACAGCCCCCCCUCCUGCGUUGCUGUUCGGUUUGUUUAUGUCAUUUUUUACUUUUCCGACCCCUGCGACCCUCAGGUGAACGCCCUCCCCACCACCCCCCAAUUAUUCUGAAAAAUGAUGGAGAGACAAUAAAGGCCAU
Molecule: messenger RNA, 705 nt
Organism: Lepus europaeus (European hare)
Lineage: Eukaryota; Metazoa; Chordata; Mammalia; Lagomorpha; Leporidae
Gene: PVALB
Product: parvalbumin
Exons: 5
Coding region: 183-515 (110 amino acids)
Cellular component (GO): cytoplasm; nucleus
Molecular function (GO): calcium ion binding
Source: RefSeq, a predicted model, not a curated record